ACUAAUGCACAUAUCCCCUCCCACUCUCUCUCUCGCUCUCUCGCUCUCUCGCUCUCUGUGCCUCACUCUCUCACUCUCUCAGUACUCUCCCAAGAUCAUAAUGCCAAACAGCGGAUCUGAGCGUCCUGCGUCACUGAGAAAGCAAGACACCGCCACCUUUCCCGUCAAGCUACCGUCGACAAAACAACGCUUCUCCUCGCCGGCGUCAGCUUGUCCUUCCUUUAGAAUCUACUACUACGACGGAGCCGCCGGUUCCAUCCCUUUCGAAUGGGAAUCUCAUCCAGGCACUCCUAAGCACCCUUCCUCCGAGCUGCCUCCACCACCGCCUCUCACUCCUCCGCCUUCUCAUUUCUCCUUCUCCGGCGACCAAAUUCGCCGUGGUUCCAAAAAGCCCUUCAAGAAAAUCCUCGCACUAGUCCCCACCAGGCUCUUCUGGUUAUCAUCAGGUGGUCACAAUAAUAACAACAAGGCCAAGAAACUGUCGGCUUCGCCACCGUCUAUGUCGGAGAGGGUGCUGAUCGAUGACAAUGAGUACCAUCUGUUCAAGUUUCAGACAAAAAGGAAGGUCAUCAGAAGAUUUUCAUCAUUUGACUCUUCUGCUACUUCUAUUGAUCACUACCCCAUUCGUAGAUCACAAUCCACCUCUUGCUUCGGAUUUCCCACAUGUUUUACCUGGUAAAAAUUCAGUUGAAAAUUUGGAAAAUAAAACAUGGAUAUAUAUAAUUUGAUAAAUGUUUUUUUCUUCCUAUGUAUUUUGUAUUCCAUCUUUAAUGUUAUUUAGUUAAAAUCAAUCAUGUCGGUAAUAAGAUAAUUUAGUAUAAAGCUAUCAUGCUUUUUCUUCUUUUCCAUUUUGAUAUUUUUUCCUUUCCAAGUGUAAUCUUUAUAUGGUUCCGUGUAAUUGUGAGUUUG
Eutrema salsugineum is the source of this 909-nucleotide messenger RNA. RefSeq lists its product as uncharacterized. The coding region runs from base 5 to 679 and encodes 224 amino acids. The transcript has a single exon. The record is from RefSeq and is a predicted model, not a curated record. NCBI's taxonomy places the organism in Eukaryota, Viridiplantae, Streptophyta, Magnoliopsida, Brassicales, Brassicaceae.